Hippocampus zosterae (dwarf seahorse) is the source of this 1107-nucleotide messenger RNA. It is a transcript of the gene trmt61a, whose product is annotated as tRNA methyltransferase 61A. Gene Ontology annotation, cellular component: tRNA (m1A) methyltransferase complex; nucleus. The transcript is spliced from 4 exons. The record is from RefSeq and is a predicted model, not a curated record. Bases 184 to 1053 code for a protein of 289 amino acids. Gene Ontology annotation, biological process: tRNA methylation. NCBI's taxonomy places the organism in Eukaryota, Metazoa, Chordata, Actinopteri, Syngnathiformes, Syngnathidae.
UCUGUUGAUCGAGGAAAUUUAUCCACUUCCGGUCUCAUUCGCCCGUUUCCGGUGAAAGCACCGGCACAUGUGGCUUCUUAUGUCUACAUUUCUUCGUGCUUGUAACAGUUCCGAAAAAAAAGUUCAUUUUUCGAAGUGACUGCUUCCUGCGAGACACCGAACAAGCGGCGUAGUUGACGCGUCAUGAGUUUUGCGGAGUACUCGCAGGAGAUCCGCGACGGCGACGUGGCCAUCGUGUACCUGGGCCACGAGUCCAUGAUGCCGGUGAAGGUGCGGCACGGCGCCCAAACGCAGACGCGCUACGGCGCCAUUCGCCACUCGGCCGACCUGAUCGGAAAGCGCUACGGCGCCAAGGUGACCUGCAGCAAAGGGGGCUGGGUCUACGUUUUGCACCCCACGCCCGAGUUGUGGACCGUCACGCUCCCGCACCGCACGCAGAUCCUCUACACCACCGACAUCGCCACCAUCACGCUCAUGCUGGAGCUCAAGCCGGGAUCCGUCGUCUGCGAGUCGGGCACGGGCAGCGGCUCUCUGUCCCACGCCAUUUUGCGCACCAUCGCGCCGACGGGCCACCUGUACACGGUGGAGUUCCACCAACAGCGCGCCCAGAAGGCCCAGGAGGAGUUUGCCGAGCACCGCGUGGACCACCUGGUCACCGUCGCCAACGCCGACGUCUGCAGAGACGGCUUCGGGGUGACGGGCGUGGCCGACGCCGUCUUCCUGGACAUCCCCGCGCCGUGGGAGGCCGUGCGGCACGCCAAGGCCGCCCUCAAAGCGCACGGAGGUCGCGUGUGCUCCUUCUCGCCCUGCAUGGAGCAAGUGCAGAGGACGCGGCAGGCGCUGUUGGCCGACAACUUUGAGGAGCUCAACACCUUGGAGGUGGUGCUGAGGGUUCACGAGGUCCGCAGCGUCUCCAUGCCCAUGCCCGACUUUGGGCCCCAGGCCGAGGCGCCGCCCGCCGCCCCCUUGAGGACCACCACGCCGCCCCGCGAGAUGCCCGCCCACACCGGCUACCUGACCUUCGCCGCCAAACCCCGAGACCGCCGCCUUUGAUCCUUUUUCAACUUUUGCCGAGGACGUGGCUCUUUGCAUCCGGCGACUGUCGCC